AUGUCGUCAACUCAAAAAAAGGAUGAGUUUGCCGACAUUGAUGACAAGUCGAAGGCGGUGUUCAAGAAGAAGGGCUACCAGCUUCAGAGCAAGCUGGGCCAGGGCGCUUUUGGACAGGUGUACAAGGCAGUCAACUUCAAGCGUGACAAUCAGGUGUGCGCUGUCAAGGUGAUGGACCUGACGAAGAUGCCAAAGAAGCUCGUCGACAAGUUUCUUCCCCGCGAGCUGGCAGCCAUGAUGGAGGUGAAGCACCCUCACACUGUUCGCGUCUAUGACAUCUUCAAGAUGACUGGCAAUGGUGAUCUCUCUGGCUACGUAAAGAAGCACAAGUGUCUCAAGGAGGAGCUUGCCUGUCUCUGGUUCACCCAAACCUCUGAGGCUGUCCACUAUCUGCACACUGAGGACAACAUUCUGCUGAAUGAAGAGAACCAAGUCAAACUGGCGGAUUUCGGUUUUGCUAACCUGAUCACCGACGAGAAUGCUGACGUGUACGAGGCCGUCUCCGAAACUUACUGCGGCACAGUGCCCUACUAUUCGGUAAUCUUUAUAAUUACUCAUAAUCUUGGCAGCUAA
Molecule: messenger RNA, 573 nt
Organism: Rhagoletis zephyria (snowberry fruit fly)
Lineage: Eukaryota; Metazoa; Arthropoda; Insecta; Diptera; Tephritidae
Source: RefSeq, a predicted model, not a curated record